This is a messenger RNA of Dentiscutata erythropus, 407 nucleotides long. NCBI's taxonomy places the organism in Eukaryota, Fungi, Glomeromycota, Glomeromycetes, Diversisporales, Gigasporaceae. The record is from the annotation of a GenBank genome assembly.
AGGAAAACUAUUCCUCAAUCACCUUACUACAAAAGUAUGAUAUUGUCAGACGUCUUUCCUAUGGAUUAAAUAUAAUUCAUUCUGAGGGUAAAGGUUGUAAAGCUGAUGAUAGAACGACUAGUGAAAAAGUCGAAAUCCCAACAAGCCGGAUAUACACUUUUUCAGAAAUGCCACAACCAAGAAAUGCUGAAUUAGAAUGUGACAACCAAGAAAUACGAUACAGCCAGGGUGGUCCCCAAAGUGCGGAUUACAAGUCCGUCAAGCCAUUACCGCAGCACAUAGAUGAUCAUAUAAAUGAAAUGCUGGAAUAUGCAAAGACAAAAAUUUGGCUUUUACGUAUGACUGUAUAUUACGGCGAUUGCGCGCAUUUCAUUACAUAUAUGUAUGAUGACUUGAUGGACUCGUGA